AUGAAGAAAGUAGUCGAUGCCUAAUUUGCUCUCAACUCUGUUAAAAAGUUUGUUCCAUAAUUCGCCAACCUUUAGCUUAAAAACGUUUCAAUUGAAAGAAUGACAGGUAUUACAAACUAGACCUUCCGUUUCACUCAUGUUUAAGAAGAAAUAGAACCUAAGGAUGUUAUCUUUAGAGUCUUUGGCAAAACUUGCGAAGGAACAUUCAUUAAUCGUAAUGACGAAACAAUUGUUUAUUAAGCUGUUGCAGAUGUAGGUCUAGGACCUAAGAUGCUUGGUUAUGACAACGAUAUCCGUGUUGAAGAGUUCCUCUAUUCAAAUGUUUUAAAGUAGGAAUAAAUGAAUACUCCUUUAUACCGUCGUAAAGUAGCCAUAACUUUAGCUGAAUUCCACUAGAUUGAAAUCAAGUAAAUUACUCGUUAACCCAUGCUUAAAUAAGUCUACACAGACCCAAGCAUUAUUGGAGCAGUUGAAGAUAAGAUCAACAAAACUGAGCUCUUCACUUAAGAAGAAUUAGGAUUGAUUGAAGAAAUGCGUAGAGUUUGGUUCUCUCGUUCUGAGCACGAUUUAAUUUUGAGCUUCUUCCCCGAAGACAAUAACCAAGAAUAAAUUCUUUUCUGCCAUAAUGAUCUCCUUGCUAAUAAUGUCCUCAUCUUGAAUAAUGAUAACUCUCUUCGUUUUAUUGAUUUCGAGUACAGUCAUUACAAUGUUCGUGCUUUUGAUAUUGGUAACUACUUUAAUGAAUCUUAAUAUGACUAUAACGUAUCUGAAGAACCUUACUUUAAAGUUGCCAAAGAGCCUAUAACACAAUAGGAUUACUAAGACUUCAUUAAUCAUUACAUUUUAGGAUACCUCUUAAGUAAAAAUAAAAUACCUUUCAACAAGCACUAACUUGCAACUGAUGAGGAAUAUUUCAAGCAAUUGCUCACUUAAGUCGAUAAUGAAUAGUAUCUUAAGCAAACUAAAUCAAUUCUUGAAUAAGAACUCUUACUCGGAGUUUGCCUUUCCCACUUUUACUGGGGCAUAUGGGCACUCCACAUGAGCAAAGACCCUAACAUUUGUUUCGAUUAUGUAAAAUUCUCAUAUUCAAGAUUCUAAAAAUAUUAAGAAGCAAAGAAAAAAUUAAUUGAAGCCCGUGAAAAUAAUAAAGUAGUUGAAGCUAAGUGA
Messenger RNA from Tetrahymena thermophila SB210, 1167 nucleotides. Its product is annotated as choline/ethanolamine kinase. Gene Ontology annotation, molecular function: choline kinase activity; ethanolamine kinase activity. The transcript has a single exon. Gene Ontology annotation, cellular component: cytoplasm. Lineage: Eukaryota; Ciliophora; Oligohymenophorea; Hymenostomatida; Tetrahymenidae. Gene Ontology annotation, biological process: phosphatidylethanolamine biosynthetic process; phosphatidylcholine biosynthetic process. The record is from RefSeq and is a predicted model, not a curated record.